Ziziphus jujuba (common jujube) is the source of this 1584-nucleotide messenger RNA. RefSeq names its product calreticulin-3. Gene Ontology annotation, molecular function: calcium ion binding. Lineage: Eukaryota; Viridiplantae; Streptophyta; Magnoliopsida; Rosales; Rhamnaceae. The record is from RefSeq and is a predicted model, not a curated record. Gene Ontology annotation, biological process: protein folding. Bases 52 to 1326 code for a protein of 424 amino acids. The transcript has 14 exons. Gene Ontology annotation, cellular component: endoplasmic reticulum membrane; endoplasmic reticulum.
UAUGGAAAUCUGUCUCGGGUAGUUCCACACUUCCACUGCAUUUUGGCUCAAAUGGGAGACCAAUCCCAUGGCAAACUUGAUCUGAUAAUACCAGUUUUGCUAUUUUCGCUUCUCUUUCAUUCUUCACUUUCUGAAAUCAUUUUUGAAGAGCGAUUUGAAGAUGGAUGGCAAUCACGUUGGGUGAAAUCUGACUGGAAAAGGGCCGAAGGAAAAGCAGGCUCUUUUAAGCACACAGCUGGAAAGUGGGCAGGAGACCCAGAUGAUAAAGGAAUUCAGACAUCCAGUGAUGCCAAACAUUUUGCCAUAUCAGCAAAGGUACCGGAGUUCACAAACCAAAAUAGAACAUUGGUCGUUCAAUAUUCUAUCAAAUUUGAGCAGGAAAUUGAAUGUGGUGGUGGCUAUAUUAAGCUUUUGUCUGGAUUUGUCAAUCAAAAGAAGUUUGGUGGCGAUACUCCAUACAGUUUAAUGUUCGGACCAGAUUUAUGCGGUACGGAUACAAAGAAGCUCCAUGUCAUACUCUCUUACCAGGGCCAGAAUUACCCUGUUAAGAAGGAUUUGCAGUGUGAAACGGACAAGUUAACCCAUUUCUAUACAUUUAUUCUUAGACCCGAUGCAACUUACAGCAUCCUUGUUGACAACAGAGAGAGAGACUCAGGAAGCAUGUAUUCAGAUUGGGAUAUUCUUCCUCCAAGAAAGAUUAAAGAUGUUAAAGCCAAAAAGCCUGCAGACUGGGAUGAUAGAGAAUACAUUGAUGAUCCUAAUGACUCCAAACCAGAGGGAUAUGAUUCAAUUCCGAGAGAAAUUCCUGAUCCCAAGGCUAAAGAGCCUGAUGAUUGGGAUGAUGAAGAGAAUGGUGUAUGGAAACCACCAAUGAUACCAAAUCCGGCUUACAAAGGACCAUGGAAACGCAGGAGAAUCAAGAACCCCAAUUAUAAAGGGAAGUGGAAGACUCCUUGGAUUGACAACCCAGAAUUUGAAGAUGACCCUGAUCUAUAUGUGCUUAAGCCAAUUAAAUAUGUAGGCAUUGAAGUUUGGCAGGUAAAGGCUGGUUCAGUUUUCGACAACAUUUUGAUAUGUGAUGAUCCAGAGUAUGCAAAGCAAGUUGUUCAGGAAGUAUUUGCCAAUAGAGAGAUUGAAAAGGAAGCCUUCGAAGAAGCAGAAAAAGUGAGAAAAGCACAAGAGGAAGAGGAAGCGCAACGAGCAAGAGAAGAAGGUGAAAGAAGGAGACGUGAGAGGGGUCAUGAUCGACGGUAUCGAGACAGAUACAGAGACAAAUACAGAAGGCAUCACCAUCGUGAUUGGGAUGAUUAUCAUGAUGAGCUUUGAUGCGGAUUCUAUAAAUAUCUCCUUGCUUGGUGGUUUUGUUGACAAAGAGAUUUGCCAACAUCUAAACUUUUUUGUGAUAUAAUAAUUGUAUCAGCAUUGUUUACAAGCCCUGUAACAUUGUUUUGAAAUUUAUGUGAUCUUGUCAAAGUCUAAAUAUUUCUGUCUGUCUGUCUGUAGUCUGCAACAUUUGCUCAAUUACUGAGAAUAUUUUGUGACCAAUAUAACAAGUCCAAAUAAUAUUCAAUAUUAUUAUUACUA